AUGCCAAGUCAACAAGAUUCGGCUACUGUUCGAGCUGUAUGUGUUCUUAAAGGUGGUGAAAAUAAUACUAUUCAAGGAGUAUUACAUUUUGCUCAAAUGAUUGGUAUGAAUCAAAUGAAAAUAACAGGUGAAAUACAAGGUUUACCAAUUGAUCGUAAAUAUUCUAUACAUGUACAUGAAUUUGGUGAUUUAACAAAUGGUCCUGUAUCAACUGGUAAUCGUUUUAAUCCAGAAAAACAAGUUUCAAAUACAUCAAAAGAUCAAACAUCUUAUGUUGGUGAUGAAUUUGGUAAUUUACAAGUCAAUCAAGAAGGUCUAGCUAAAAUUGAUGUUAUUGAUAAACGAUUAACUUUAUUUGGUCCUUCGUCUAUUAUUGGUCGAUCAGUAGUAGUUAUUGAUGAAAAAGAAGAAGAAUUAACACGAGUUGAAACUGAAGAAAAUAAAGGAUCGACUACAGCUGGCACUAAUCGACUUGCUGUUGGUGUUAUUGGUAUUUGUCAAUGA
Molecule: messenger RNA, 504 nt
Organism: Rotaria sordida
Lineage: Eukaryota; Metazoa; Rotifera; Eurotatoria; Philodinida; Philodinidae
Source: the annotation of a GenBank genome assembly